Messenger RNA from Eublepharis macularius, 1583 nucleotides. It is a transcript of the gene PIERCE1, whose product is annotated as piercer of microtubule wall 1. The coding region runs from base 140 to 580 and encodes 146 amino acids. Gene Ontology annotation, cellular component: axonemal microtubule. Lineage: Eukaryota; Metazoa; Chordata; Lepidosauria; Squamata; Eublepharidae. The record is from RefSeq and is a predicted model, not a curated record. Gene Ontology annotation, biological process: axoneme assembly. The transcript is spliced from 4 exons.
AUUUUGCCGCCUGCCUGCGCGUGCCCGACUGCGCAGUUUCGUGACCACGGUGUCGACUCCGCCUGCGGACCCGCCUUGAGUCUCGGUUUACUUGUCCUCAGCAAAGGGAGUCGGCUCUUCCCUUAAAAAAAACUUCCCAAUGUCCCAAGAAGAUUCUCUCGCUGAAGCUGCAGGCCCUUGCAAGAAAGGGGAGGACAAGGAAGACCAGCAGACCAGCGAUUACUACCAAGUCCAUGAGAACUUGCCGCCCCGAUUCAAUCGCCCAGGAUGGUUCCGUGGGUACAGGAUCAAAGAACGCAAUCCAUUGUUCAGAACAACCAACAUGGACUACGGCAGAAAACCACCCACCGUACACGAAAUGCCGGUAAAUACAAGAGAAGGAACAAUUACAACCUGCUUCCAUGUCAGCCCCCACACUUUCACGGAUCAUCUCAUCAAGUUUGGCAUGUACAGGAAUACCGGGAUCAAUACCUCCACUGAGAAAAGUGACGUGACUGGCCCAGACAACUUGAUCACUUAUUUUGACACAUUCAACUUCCACCCCAGUUACAGGACGGGCGGACCAUCCUUCUGCGAGUAGCUUGGAGCGAGGGGACUUCCUCUGUCCUUUGGUUCCUGCUGCUUAAAUUGCCAAGUCGCAAAACAAUAAAUGGUUUGUAAAAUGCCUAUCUGAAAAUGCUUGAAGAAACGUGUGUGGUGCUCAUCUACUUUUUGCAGAAGUGCAGACUUCACACUUGCUUCACAAUCAUUUGGAAUGCUCCCACAGACUUUUGUGAGACUCCUCUGGAGUAAAUGUUUUGUGGCUUGCAAGCUGUGGCAAAGAGAUAACUUCUAUGUUCAGCAAAGUUUCUGUAACAUCACUUGCCAUUAUUAACAAUUGUGAAUUAGUAAUAGGCUCUUGUGUAGUGUAACUUCACACUUAAUUCUGUGUUGUUUCAAAUGGGCCUGGAUCUAGAGCAAAGGUCAUAUGGUAGGCAUCUGUAUAUCUGAAACAUAGAUGAGCAAAUAGACAAAAUGAAUGCUCUUGUGCAAAAAUCUUUCUAGAUCAGAAGCCUACUCAUUCACAAUACCACUCAGGAAUGGCUUAUCCUUAUUUGAAACUGAUGCAGCAGCAUUUAAAUUAUUAUUUAUUUAUGGCACUUUCCAGAGUAACAUAAGCCAAAAGACAGUCGGUCCCAGGCCCAAGGAGCUUACAGAUUACAUUUUGACAGAAGGGAAGUGUUGUGGAAGGAAGGGGGAAAUGGUUCCUUUCCUUGCUCAGAAACUACCAUCGAUCAAGGGUUCCCUGGAAACCCCCCUGGUAACCAGCUGCCACCACUCAGGGAUCUCCUUAGAACACCUAGUUCUAAUCUGCCCUUUCUGGGCAAAGUGAUUGAGAGGGCAGUGGCUGACCAACUCCAGUCCUCCUUGGAUAAUUCUAGCGCUCUGACCCUUUCCAGUCAGGUUUCAGACCAGGGAAUGGGACAGAGACAGCACUAGUAGCAUUAGUGGAUGAUCUCCAUCUGAAUAUAGACAAAGGCCACGCCUCCAUAUUGCUCCUCCUGGAUCUGUCUGCAGCCUUUGACACAGUAGACCAGGCCAUC